This is a messenger RNA of Ceutorhynchus assimilis (cabbage seed weevil), 1869 nucleotides long. The record is from the annotation of a GenBank genome assembly. Lineage: Eukaryota; Metazoa; Arthropoda; Insecta; Coleoptera; Curculionidae.
CAAAUUUAAGCAGGUAAAGUUUGUUUCGCCCAGGGUUUGUACUUGCCACCAGCAUUUACCUUCCUUGUUUAACAAAUAAAAAUUGACUGAAAUAAAUCAAUGACGUGAAAAACGUUUGUCGGUUCUUAACCAAAAGUCAUUCAUUUUAAUUUGUCAAAAAAAUUGCAUGUGUCAUAUGAAUCAAUCUACGACAACCCUUUUUUUUCAAGUUUCAAAAGGACAAGUAUGAACCCUGGUGAAACGGACCUUACCAGUACCUACAAGUACUUUUUAAAAUUAUAUUGAUUUUUUUUUUUUUUGGAGGUACUCUCCUUAUGAAAGUACUUAUGUAAAAUACUAAAGUAUCAAAUGAAUAUUUUUAUUUUACGUAUAAUUUUUCUAAUCACUUUUGCAAGAUUCUUAUCGAUAUAAUAUCGAUAUGACAAAUUCCUACCGAUAAACCCUCUUCUCUAGAAAAUUUUGACAAUCAGCUGAUUACAGGUAAAGGGUAAAGGUUGAGGUUAUGUAUUUUACAAGUAAAAUUUUGGCAAAAGAAAAUACGCAAUUUCAAAAACUCAGGUAAAUAAGCGAUAAACAACGAUGACAACGAAAAGUACGAUAAGAUUUCGCACAAAAUGUACGUGCUAGACCAUGUCGAAGAAGUAGAACAGCCCCCGGUAGUGCUGGGGGGUCAAUUAGUGACCCCCCAGAAAAAAGAAUAUUUGGCAAAUUAUCCUGUAGUAAAAGCCUUCCUAGCUGGUUCAUUCUCUGGAACAUUUUCCACCGUUUUAUUCCAGCCAUUGGAUUUGGUUAAAACGAGGUUGCAAAAUACACCGACCACAUUUGUUAAUGGACGACAUGGAGCUAUCAGCAUGCUAAGCAUUUUCAGCAACAUCGUACAACAAGAGCGUAUUAGAGGAUUAUGGAGAGGAAUGACUCCUUCCAUCACAAGAUGUGUACCAGGAGUCGGCCUUUAUUUUUCAUCACUAGACUACAUAAAGUCUCACUACCUCCAAGGAAGAACACCUACACCUCUAGAGUCAAUCACAAUGGGCUUUUGCGCCAGAUCUAUGAGCGGAGCCAUUCUGAUACCAAUUACUGUCGUAAAAACAAGGUUUGAAAGUGGAGUUUACGAUUAUAAAACCAUGAUGUCUGCUUUGAAGCACAUCUAUCGUACAGAAGGAUUUCGUGGAAUGACGUGCGGUUUGGUACCGACAUUGUUCAGAGAUGCCCCAUUUUCUGGUCUCUAUCUCAUGUUUUACACUCAAACUAAGCAGAUGGUCCCCAAAGAAUUAGUCAAUUCGUCCUACGCCUCGCCUCUUCACUUCACUUGUGGCCUCUCAGCUGGAAUUCUAGCCUCGAUCGUCACUCAGCCUGCUGACGUCCUCAAAACAAAAAUGCAACUCUAUCCGAACAAAUUCAAUGGACUUUGGUCUGUUAUCGUUUACGUGCACAGCAACCAUGGAGUGCAAGGGUAUUUCAAAGGUAUGGUUCCAAGGAUGUUGCGUCGUACGCUGAUGGCCGCUAUGGCUUGGACUGUGUACGAGCAGAUUUCAAGAAAGAUAGGGUUAAAGUAGUACUAUGGUGGAUUGCCGGGUGUGGAAACCUGGGAAUUUUGUUUUGUAUAAAUUUUAUGAAUAAAAAGCAAAUGGUUGCUGAUAUGAUCGAGAGAUUAUUAAAUGUUUGUUGGGUAAAUGCAGAAACUAAAAUAUCUUUUUGGUAUUGUAUAAUGGCUUUAUUGGGAUAAUUUGCAAACGAUAUUGUAUGUUUAAUAUACAGUAUUGUGUUGUGAUAUAUAUAUUUUUUGUUUUUCUAAUAAUUUAAUUAUGUUAACUUGGUUUGUUUUAUUGUUAUUUUAAUGAUAACGGAAAUAAAGAUUUUCUUAAGGAA